Messenger RNA from Eurypyga helias (sunbittern), 3670 nucleotides. RefSeq names its product low-density lipoprotein receptor-related protein 1B-like. The record is from RefSeq and is a predicted model, not a curated record. The transcript has 26 exons. The annotation marks the transcript as partial. Gene Ontology annotation, molecular function: calcium ion binding; protein binding. NCBI's taxonomy places the organism in Eukaryota, Metazoa, Chordata, Aves, Eurypygiformes, Eurypygidae.
UCAUGUAACAGUUCUUUUUUUAUGUGCAAAAAUGGCAAGUGUAUUCCCCAAAGCAAUAUUUGUGAUAAUAAAGAAGAUUGUAGUGAUGGAUCUGAUGAGAAAAACUGCCACGUUAAUGAAUGUCUUAGUAAGAAAGUUAGUGGCUGUUCUCAAGAUUGUCAGGAUCUUCCUGUUGGGUACAAGUGCAAAUGCUGGCCUGGAUUCCUGCUUAAGGAUGAUGGCAAAACAUGUAUAGAUAUUGAUGAAUGCACAUCUGGAUUUCCCUGUAGCCAACAAUGCAUCAAUACAUAUGGAACCUACAAAUGCUUGUGUGCAGAUGGGUAUGAAAUACAGCCUGAUAACCUAAAUGGCUGCAAAUCCCUUUCAGAUGAGGAACCUUUCUUAAUUCUGGCUGAUCAUCAUGAGAUAAGAAAAAUUAGCACUGAUGGAUCCAACUACACUUUGUUGAAACAGGGGCUGAACAAUGUGAUUGCAAUAGACUUUGACUAUAGAGAUGAGUUCAUCUACUGGAUCGAUUCCAGCAGACCAAAUGGCAGCCGCAUAAACAGAAUGUGUUUAAAUGGAAGUGACAUCAAGGUAGUCCACAACACAGCUGUUCCCAAUGCACUGGCUGUUGAUUGGAUUGGGAAGAAUCUUUAUUGGUCUGAUACGGAAAAGAGAAUUAUUGAGGUGUCUAAACUCAAUGGCUUAUACCCCACUGUCCUUGUGAGCAAAAGGGUGAAGUUUCCUAGAGAUCUGUCCUUGGAUCCUCAAGCUGGGUACUUGUACUGGAUUGACUGCUGUGAGUAUCCUCACAUUGGUCGUGUUGGUAUGGAUGGCUCCAGUCAAACAGUUGUCAUAGAAACGCAGAUAUCUAGACCUAUGGCUCUUACAAUAGAUUAUGUCAACCACAGACUGUAUUGGGCUGAUGAAAAUCAUAUUGAGUUUUCUGACAUGGAUGGAUCACAUAGACAUAAAGUCCCUAAUCAGGAUAUUCCAGGGGUGAUUGCACUAACAUUGUUUGAGGACUACAUCUACUGGACAGAUGGGAAAACCAAAUCACUCAGCCGUGCCCACAAAACUUCUGGAUCAGACAGGCAAUCAUUGAUUAACUCAUGGCACACCAUAACAGACAUCCAGGUGUAUCAUUCUUACAGGCAACCUGAUGUGUCUAAACAUCUGUGCACACUAAACAAUGGUGGUUGCAGUCAUUUAUGCCUUCUAGCCCCUGGCAAGAGGUAUACUUGUGCCUGUCCCACUAACUUUUACCUUGCUGCGGACAACAAGACAUGCUUGUCGAACUGCACUGCCAGUCAGUUCCGUUGCAAAACUGACAAAUGUAUUCCGUUUUGGUGGAAAUGUGACACGGUCGAUGACUGUGGAGAUGGCUCUGACGAGCCUGAGGAGUGCCCUGAAUUCAGAUGUCAGCCAGGCCGUUUUCAGUGUGGAACUGGACUUUGUGCUCUUCCAGCCUUUAUCUGUGAUGGAGAGAAUGACUGUGGGGACAAUUCUGAUGAACUGAACUGUGACACACAUGUGUGCCUGUCAGGUCAGUUCAAGUGCACAAAGAAUCAGAAGUGUAUUCCCAUAAAUCUGAGAUGCAAUGGACAGGAUGACUGUGGUGAUGAAGAAGAUGAAAGAGACUGUCCUGAAAACAGUUGUUCUCCAGACCAUUUCCAGUGUAAAACAACGAAACACUGCAUUUCUAAACUGUGGGUAUGUGAUGAAGACCCAGACUGUGCUGAUGGAUCAGAUGAAGCUAACUGUGAUAAGAAAACUUGUGGGCCACAUGAAUUCCAGUGCAAAAACAACAACUGUAUUCCAGAUCACUGGAGAUGUGACAGCCAAAAUGAUUGUGGUGACAAUUCUGAUGAAGAAAACUGUAAGCCUCAAACAUGUACUUUGAAAGACUUUCUUUGUGCAAAUGGAGACUGUGUUUCAGCGAGGUUCUGGUGUGAUGGAGACUACGACUGUGCAGAUGGCUCAGAUGAGAGGUAUUGUGAAACAGGCUGUUCAAGAGAUCAGUUCCAGUGUUCCAAUGGUCAGUGCAUAUCAGCAAAAUGGAGAUGUGAUGGUCAUGAAGACUGCAAACUUGGGGAUGACGAGAAAAAUUGUGAACCAGCAUCUCCAACCUGCUCUUCAAGUGAGUACGUGUGUGCAAGUGGAGGCUGUAUUUCGGCAUCUUUGAAGUGCAAUGGAGAGUAUGACUGUGCUGAUGGAUCUGAUGAGAUGGAUUGUGUAACAGAAUGUAAAGAAGAUCAGUUUCGAUGCAAAAAUAAGGCCUACUGUAUCCCUGUCAGAUGGCUUUGUGAUGGGAUCCAUGACUGUGUGGAUGGCAGUGACGAAGACAACUGUGACCAAGGAGGAAAUAUAUGUAGAGCUGAUGAAUUUUUGUGCAACAAUUCCCUCUGCAAAUUACACUUUUGGAUUUGUGAUGGCGAAGAUGACUGUGGAGAUAAUUCUGAUGAACUUCCUGAAAUGUGUGUAAAGUUUCCAUGCCCUCCAACAAGGCCGUACAGAUGUAGAAACAACAGGGUUUGUCUGCGACCUGAGCAGAUUUGCAAUGAGGUUGAUGACUGUGGUGAUAACUCGGACGAAGAUCACUGUGAUAAAAUCACAUAUAAAGCAAGACCAUGUAGAAAAGAUGAGUUUGCUUGUGAUGAUAAGAAAUGUAUUCCAAUGGAGCUACAGUGCGAUUGGUUUGAUGACUGUGGAGAUGGUUCAGAUGAGCAAGACUGCAAAAUAAGUGUCACUGAAUAUACAUGUGAAGAUAAUGUGAAUCCUUGUGGAGAUGAUGCAUACUGUAAUCAAACAAAAACGUCCCUACUGUGUCAGUGUAAACCUGGAUUUCAGAGAAACAAGAGGAAUAGACAGUGUGAAGAUGUCAAUGAAUGUAUGGUAUUUGGUACGUGCUCCCAACACUGCAAUAAUAUUAAGGGGUCAUACAAAUGUGCAUGCGAGAAAAAUUAUAAGGAGAGGAAUAGCAGCUGCAUAGCAAAAGGCACUGAAGAUCAAGUUCUCUAUGUUGCUAAUGACACUGACAUCCUGGGUUUUGCAUAUCCAUUCAACUACAGUGAUGUUCAUCAGCAAAUAUCACAUAUUGAACAUAAUUCAAGGAUAACUGGAAUGGAUGCGUAUUUUCAAGGGGACAUGAUUGUUUGGAGUACACAGUUUAAUCCAGGAGGGAUUUUCUACAGAAAACUUCACGACAGAGAGAGAAGGCAAAGUAAUAGUGGCUUGAUAUGUCCAGAAUUCAAAAGACCUAGGGGCAUUGCUGUUGACUGGGUUGCUGGAAAUAUUUAUUGGACUGAUCAUUCCAGAAUGCAUUGGUUCAGCUACUAUACAACUCACUGGACUAGCCUGAGAUACUCCAUCAAUGUAGGUCAACUGAAAGGACCGAACUGCACAAGACUCCUUACAAGCAUGGCAGGGGAACCAUAUGCAAUUGCUGUAAAUCCUAAGAAGGGGAUGAUGUACUGGACAGUUAUUGGGGAUCGCUCUCAUAUAGAGGAAUCAUCUAUGGAUGGUACACUGAGAAGGAUAUUGGUUCAAAAGAAUUUACAGAGGCCUACAGGUCUUGUAGUUGAUCAGUUCAGUCAACGUUUGUUCUGGGCUGAUUUUGAAUUAUCUGUUAUUGGCAGCGUUCUUUUUGACGGUUCUGAUUCGGUUGUGUCUGUGAGCAGUAAACAAG